AUGCCACUUGAAGAAUCAAUGAUCUCAGACAUCAUGCCGGCUUUCACAUGCAUUGCGCCCUUCUCUUCUAUGUACUAUAAGUAUGUGUUGGAGACACCAUUUGCGCUUAGGGGAAGUCAUAAUCUAACAAAAGUGACACGGUGGUUCUUGGUGUCUUCAUCUGAAACUCGGGUUUAUAGGAGGCAUACACUUGGCAGAGCUGACAAUCUUCUGUCUAAGAAUGCUGAUGCAGAGGAGGUAGAGAAGAACUUAAGCUUCAGGGAAAGUGGUCCAACAUCUCGUGUUGCAAUUCUUAGAGACCCUGAUUAUGACCGCAGUUACAAAAGGUACAUUAGGAACCUUCCGCUUUAUCAGAAUUUCAAUCUACCACCCUUCAACAUGAUGCAGUCACCAAACUGCCAAAUGGGGCCCAUAUCCCAAGAACUCAUGUCUCUUAACUUUAGACCACCUUCAAGCGUUAUCAUGAGUGUGCUUAUGGUACCACAGUAUUAUACCAACGCAGCCUUCAACGGAUGCGGUGUAUAUGCAGUGGCCUAUGAUAUAUGCUCAUUCGUAUGA
This is a messenger RNA of Eruca vesicaria subsp. sativa (arugula), 558 nucleotides long. Lineage: Eukaryota; Viridiplantae; Streptophyta; Magnoliopsida; Brassicales; Brassicaceae. The record is from the annotation of a GenBank genome assembly.